Lotus japonicus is the source of this 905-nucleotide messenger RNA. RefSeq names its product ubiquitin-conjugating enzyme E2 6-like. Gene Ontology annotation, molecular function: ubiquitin conjugating enzyme activity. Gene Ontology annotation, biological process: protein polyubiquitination; ubiquitin-dependent protein catabolic process. Lineage: Eukaryota; Viridiplantae; Streptophyta; Magnoliopsida; Fabales; Fabaceae. Gene Ontology annotation, cellular component: nucleus. The record is from RefSeq and is a predicted model, not a curated record. The transcript is spliced from 7 exons. Bases 75 to 662 code for a protein of 195 amino acids.
UUUUAUUUUUACUGCACUCCUUUCACAGAGUAUACAGUGUGAGACAGCCAGCACAGACAGAGACACAAGCAACAAUGUCUUCCCCAACCAAGCGCCGAGACAUGGAUUUCAUGAAGCUGAUGAUGAGUGAUUACAAGGUGGAAACUAUCAAUGAUGACAUGCAAGAGUUCUUUGUGGAAUUUCAUGGACCUAAGAACAGUCCUUAUCAAGAUGGUGUUUGGAAAUUAAAAGUGGAGAUACCAGAUGCUUAUCCUUUUAAGUCUCCAUCCAUUGGUUUCGUCAACAAAAUUUACCAUCCUAAUAUUGAUGAACCGUCUGGUACAAUUUGCUUGGAUGUUAUUAAUCAGAGAUGGAGUCCCAUGUAUGACCUUAUUAACGUGUUCGAAGUUUUUCUUCCUCAACUCCUUCUGUACCCCAAUGCAUCAGAUCCAAUGAAUGCUGAUGCUGCUGAUUUGAUGCUGAAAGAUCCUGCUGCUUAUGAACAAAAAGUCAGAGAAUAUUGUGAAAAAUAUGCCAAGCCGGAAGAUAUUGGAGCUACUCAGGAGGAAAGUUCUACUGAUGAUGAUGAUGAUGAGGAUGAGGAUGAGGAUGAGGAUGAUGGGGCGAGUGAAGAUGAUUAUGCCUCUAGCGAUGAUGGUAUUGCAGGCGAACCUGAUCCAUAGAUGAUAUGAUACAGUCAUGCGUGCAGAUGAUAUGAUAUGAUACUGGAUACUAGAAUUGGUUGAGAGACAGAUUAUUUAGGCUAAAGGAAAAAUUCUCACAUUUCUAUCUUUCUAUUCUGUGGUUGUUGUGUACUGUAAAUUGGUUUUUGGUUUAAUAGUUCUAGAUAUUUACUGUUGUGACAUGAAUGUUCAAAUUUUGAAAAUUCAAGCUGGUUUUGCAUAUGGAUGCAUUUAUUUGUGAAA